This is a messenger RNA of Adineta ricciae, 2808 nucleotides long. The record is from the annotation of a GenBank genome assembly. Lineage: Eukaryota; Metazoa; Rotifera; Eurotatoria; Adinetida; Adinetidae.
AUGAAACGACAUUUGCCACCAGCGUCGAAUUCAACUUCAAAUAGCAAUUCAAUGAUAACAAGUACAUUGAGCAAACUUCUAGUACGAAAACUAACAUUUCGUUCGUCGACAUCCAAUCUCUCUCGAAGCACGCAUGAAUUGAACAGUUAUCAUGAACAACAGGGUUCUUCAAUAACACCAUUGAAUCAACAAACAUCGAUGGGGAAAAAUCAGCAACAGAAAAAUAUUAUUUCUCAACAGAAUAUUCAAUUAAUUGAACAAAUUGGUGAAGGAGAAUUCGGCACUGUUUUCAAAGCAUUUUGGAAAAGCAAACAGAAUGAAUUAUUAACCGUCGCUGUGAAACGUUUACAUAAAUUUGAACAAGCAUUUGGUCUUGAUGACCUACUCAAAGAAAUCUGUGUCCUACAAGAUACCGAACACGCACAUAUCGUUCAAUUCUUUGGCAUUGUUAUCCAAGCAGAUGGGUUAUUUAUGUUGGUAACUGAAUACGCUCAUUCACGAUCGUUGUAUGAAUGUUUAUUAUUAAAAAAUGCAAAGUGUGAAUACACAAUCGAAAUUCUAUUGGAAUUUCUUCGACAAAUCUCCACGGCGAUGAAUUAUUUAGAAAAGAAAUUUCUCAUUCAUCGAGAUUUAGCCAGUCGAAACAUCUUGGUCUUCAGUAAAACAUUGGUUAAACUUUCCGAUUUCGGUCUUUCGCGUCUGUGUUGUUCAGAAACCGAUUAUUACAAAACAUCAUGGAAGGAUACGUUACGAUUGCCGAUAGCAUGGAUGAGUCCAGAAGCAAUUAAUUUUCUACGAUUCACAAGUGCAUCGGAUAUAUUUUCUUUUGGCGUAUGUAUGUGGGAAUGCUUUAGCUACGGUGAAAUGCCAUGGCAAGGAAUGACAAGUGCCGAAAUUGUCAACGCUAUCGACGCACCCAAUUAUCAACGAUUACCGCGUCCUUCUUACGCUACAACAGAGUUAUAUCAAAUAAUGCUUCAUUGUUGGAAGCAUGAACCCUCUGAACGACCUACAUUUGCACAAUUAGAAAAAACUCUACGCGAAAUUGAAAUCAAAAAAGUUCGAUGGAAAGAUACAAAUGGCAAACCGACCAAUUUACCUGACGGUUUUCUUUCCGUAGAAUCCUGUCUGCUUGGACCAUUGACAAUUCUCGAUCGCUGUCUUAACGUUCCCAUAUCAUCGUCAUCGGUCAAUAAUUUUCUUCAGUGUGUAUCUGCAGACGGUCAAGUCGGUUUCGUUAAUAAUAGUGAUGUUGAACCAUUACAUGUUAUUUCAAUAUCAAAACCACUGAUUUCGACACCUAAUUAUCCUAAUUCAACGUCAUUCACAAUGAGUAAUUUAUUUCAUCGCAAAACAGACACGAAAAAGAAUGUUGGAAAAACAAAAGGCAAACAAUUAUCAAAGGAUAUGAUUGGUCUGCCUCAAGCUGAUUUCAUUCAUGCAUUUCAUAUUGGAGUAUCAGGUGAAACAUUUGGUGAUGUGACUUGUCUUGCUGGCGUAGAGAAAACCGAUUUAAUUAAGAUACCUAUUGAAAGAAGUCCAUCGACUGUUAAUGAAUUUGAAUCAAAUUAUAAACAGCCUAUUCUUACUCCUGAACAGAAAGAAGAAGAAGAAGAAGUAGCGAUACUUUCUGUUGAACAGCGAACGGAGGAAAUCGCACCUUCAUCAUUACUAGAUGAAGUAUUACAAGCGUUUACAGAAAUUUAUUCUGAACCUGACACCACUCCACGUUUAACAGUAGAUCAUACUUCAAUAAAACCACCACCAAAACCUGAACGAAGUGAACCAACCUCUCCAAAAUCUCCGACGAUUGAUUUGAAAUUAUCAGCAGUGUCUUCGACAAAAAUCGACUUUAAUCAAUCUCCAUUGGAAAUCGUGACAGAUUCGAACAGUCGAUCACCUGUUCAUACUCGUCUACCAUCCAAAUCUCCAUUAAAAAAAUCGAAUGAAGAAACUUGUCGGUUCACACGUGAACUCGAACAACGUCUACAAAAUGGUGAUAUAAGUAAAGAAGCAAAACAUGCUUACAAUUUAUUAGUAAAUGGUCAUACAGACAGUUCAUCAUUAAUACACGAACAAGAUUCACAUUCAACAAGCAACGAUGAUUUAUCGUCAAAUAAUCAUGAACCAUCAAAUGAUAUUGUCCAUCAUACAAAACAAUCACCUACUCAGCCGCAUGCACCUAUAGCAUUAUUUGGCUCAUCAUCUUCAUCAUCAUCGACGAGUAUAUCAACAAGUUCAGCUAGUAAUCAUACACAAUCAAAUACAUCAUCAUCAUCUAAUCAACAAAAAUCUGACCGACAUUCGCAUUAUUCAUCAACAUCAACUGAUAAUGAUAUUAGUAUUGAUCUAAAAACGCAAACAGAAUUAUCUCCAUUGAAACUUCUUCGAAAUAAUUGUAAUCCAACUCAUUUCAUGUCGAAAUCCAUACGUCAACAAACAUCAACAAAUGAAAUCAAUUCAUCAAAUCAUUCGCCUGUCUCAUCAGCAUCGAAUACAUUAAGUAACUUAUCGUCCACAUCGCCCGUAUUCGAACAUCACAGUGCUCUACCAGCAGCUUCACAUUCAUCUUCAUCAUCCAAUCUCGACGAUAAUCGUUCAUUGUCGAGUUUAUAUUCUCGUUCAUUGUCAACGACAAAAAGUGAACAACAAUCGAUCACCGGACAGCCUUUACCACCUCCACCAGAUCUCUCGAGUUUAGGCAGUAAACUAACAACAGCAACAAUGACCCAUACGCUGAAAAUACCUGCGCCAUUGACGUCGUCGAAUACAUUUCGAUCGAAAAAACGAUUCAAUCUGUUUACUUGA